Molecule: messenger RNA, 1020 nt
Organism: Fusarium pseudograminearum CS3096
Lineage: Eukaryota; Fungi; Ascomycota; Sordariomycetes; Hypocreales; Nectriaceae
Exons: 3
Coding region: 1-1020 (339 amino acids)
Cellular component (GO): fungal-type vacuole membrane
Source: RefSeq, a predicted model, not a curated record
AUGUCGGAGAAAAACGACGUGACCCAGACCGAAAAUGGGGUUCCUAAAUCCAAGCGCACCUGCGCGAGACACUGCAAGCGCUUCUGGUGGGUGUAUCUCAUCGUCCUCUGCAUCAUCACCGUCAUCGUGGUUCCUGUGAUAAUCCUUGUUGCUGUUCCCAAGAUUGCACAGAGCAAAAUCAACGAAGCCGAGCUUGAGAUCCAAAGUGUUCAAAUUCUCGAAACUGAGGAGGGUGCCUAUCUCAUGAAAAUUGACUCUUCCAUCACCACCGAUGGCAAGAUUCAUGCAUCAGUUGAUCCAUUUGAGGCCGAAAUGUACCUCGAGGACUGGCCAGCACAUGUGCCAUUCGCGACAGUGAACAUGCCCGAGACCAACAGCAACAAACACCAGGUCGUGAACGUCACCCAGCACGUCAAAAUCGCCGACAUGGAGGAGUUUACUCGAUUCAACAUCUGGUUCCACAACAACGAAACGCUGCGUGUCACUGUCAAUGGCAAGACAAAGGUCAAGCCAAGUGGUCUGACGCGCAAGUACGGCGUCACCUUCAAGAAGACAGUUGAGCUCAAGGGACUUAACCACUUCGCUGGCACCGAGGUCACGGAUGGCCACAUUGGUUUCGGCGAUGGUACGGAUGAGCCCAACUUCAACGGUACAACCGUUAUUCCCAACGCUUCUGUCUUCACCCUUGACAACGGAAACGUUACCUUUACAAACUUCGUCGGAGACGUAGAGGUUGGUACUCUCACAAUUCCAAACCUACUCCUCAAGCCAGGCAACAACGUUGUCAACAUCACCGCCAGCAUGAACCAAAGCUUGGUUCUGAACGCCGUUCAGCAAGAGCCCUACUGCAAGACAGGCAUCCUUCCCUUCAAACUGUUGGGCAAGUCGGUCAUGAACCAUGGCGAAAAUCUCACAUAUUUUGCCGCGGCGUUGGGAAGCUCAAACCAGACUGUCGAAAUCGACAUUGGUUCCAUCCUGAAGAAGGGCAUUGGCUAUGAAGUGAAGUGCAAAAAGAACUAG